Molecule: messenger RNA, 870 nt
Organism: Ascoidea rubescens DSM 1968
Lineage: Eukaryota; Fungi; Ascomycota; Saccharomycetes; Ascoideales; Ascoideaceae
Exons: 1
Coding region: 1-870 (289 amino acids)
Source: RefSeq, a predicted model, not a curated record
AUGCCAAAUACCAAUCUAUUUUUAAACUCAUCCAGUUUUCUCACUGCAAACAGUAAUACCUCUACCAAAACAAAAAAUCUGAAAAAUUCUCAUCAAACUGAUUUACUAACUCCCCCAUCUUCUUCUUCUUCAAACUUAAACGAUUCUGACAACUUUGCUGUAUUCAAUAAAAAGAGAAAAUUCGAUUUCACUCCAUUUCAAGACUCAAAUGAUAUCAAUCACAAUCUUAUUUCUCAAAUUAUUACCGAAAAAUCUGACAUCAAUCUUCCCUUAAGAAAUAUCACUGAUUCCUUUAUCAAUAUCAAUAACGACAACAAAACUAUCAAUAACAAACUAAUCAAUCAAUUAGCUUCGAAAAAAAAGGAAAUUGAAAACUUAACCUCAGUUUUAGAAUCAAAAAAAUUACAAUUGUCUCAAUUAAUUAAAAAGUAUGAUAUCAAUCAUCAACACAUUACUCAUACUACUCAUUUCAGCAAUUUGAAAUCAAAAAGAAUCAAGAUUAAUCAAAAUGACUCAAUUAAUUUUGAGCCAGUUUCUUCAAACAUUACUAAUGACUCAUUAAUCACAAGCUCAAAAUCCUGUCCUAACUCUCCAUUAAAACGUUUAUUCAUUAAUAACUCUACCGGUAAUCAUAAUAACUCAGCCAAUUUAAUAGAUAAUCAAACCAUGGCUAAAAAAAUGCUUCUCACUCAUAAUACCCCUAAUCCUUAUAGCCAAUUUGAUUUAUCAUACAAUGAUAAUGAUAAAGAAAACAACUUUUCAAAGACUCUUGAUGAGUUCAAUAAAUUGAAUCAACAAAAUCAAAAUCAUUAUAAUCGUCCGAUGACCGCUAAAAGUUCAAUGCUAAUUGAUCACAAUGAUGAUUAUUAA